Triplophysa dalaica is the source of this 18044-nucleotide messenger RNA. RefSeq lists its product as uncharacterized. The record is from RefSeq and is a predicted model, not a curated record. The transcript is spliced from 99 exons. NCBI's taxonomy places the organism in Eukaryota, Metazoa, Chordata, Actinopteri, Cypriniformes, Nemacheilidae. Gene Ontology annotation, molecular function: protein binding. The coding region runs from base 193 to 17454 and encodes 5753 amino acids.
CAGGAGGGAGACAGAAAACACCACGUAGGGCGCAGAGAUUGUUUAUCGCUCCUCUCUUAUAUUGCACUUAAAAAUAAGUAUUUUCAGUAAUAGAAGAUGUUUCUCUUUGAAGCGGACCAGAACUAAACUGAAAAGUCAUGAUGUAAUGACGUGAUUUCAGAGAAAAGUGUACAGAACAUUUGAGGAAAAAAGAUGAGUCUCCCAGAGAAACAGAGUGAAAGAUCAGGAUCACCGGUUGACAGCUCUGUGUCUAUGAGGAGUGAUCAUUCUCAAGAUGACAGACCAAACUUCAGUCAAGAAACACCAUCAACUACCAGAAGUGAAAGAUCAGGAUCAUCUGUAUUCAGCUCUGUGUCUGUGAAGAGUGAUCAUUCUCAAGAUGACAGACCAAACUUCAGUGAAAAAACACCAUCAGCGACCAGAAGUGAAAGAUCAGGAUCACCUGCAUUCAGCUCUGUGUCUGUGAAGAGUGAUCAUUCUCAAGAUAACAGACCAAACUUCAGUGAAAAAACACCAUCAGCGACCAGUGAAAGAUCAGGAUCACCUGCAUUCAGCUCUGUGUCUGUGAAGAGUGAUCAUUCUCAAGAUAACAGACCAAACUUCAGUGAAAAAACACCAUCAGAGACCAGAAGUGAAAGAUCAGGAUCAUCUGUAUUCAGCUCUGUGUCUGUGAAGAGUGAUCAUUCUCAAGAUGACAGACCAAACUUCAGUGAAAAAACACUAUCAGCGACCAGAAGUGAAAGAUCAGGAUCGUCUGCGUUGAGCUCUGUGUCUAUGAAGAGUGAUCAUUCUCAAGAUAACAGACCAAACUUCAGUGAAAAAACACCAUCAGCGACCAGAAGUGAAAGAUCAGGAUCACCUGCAUUCAGCUCUGUGUCUGUGAAGAGUGAUCAUUCUCAAGAUAACAGACCAAACUUCAGUGAAAAAACACCAUCAGAGACCAGAAGUGAAAGAUCAGGAUCAUCUGUAUUCAGCUCUGUGUCUGUGAAGAGUGAUCAUUCUCAAGAUGACAGACCAAACUUCAGUGAAAAAACACUAUCAGCGACCAGAAGUGAAAGAUCAGGAUCGUCUGCGUUGAGCUCUGUGUCUAUGAAGAGUGAUCAUUCUCAAGAUAACAGACCAAACUUCAGUGAAAAAACACCAUCAGCGACCAGAAGUGAAAGAUCAGGAUCACCUGCAUUCAGCUCUGUGUCUGUGAAGAGUGAUCAUUCUCAAGAUAACAGACCAAACUUCAGUGAAAAAACACCAUCAGAGACCAGAAGUGAAAGAUCAGGAUCAUCUGUAUUCAGCUCUGUGUCUGUGAAGAGUGAUCAUUCUCAAGAUGACAGACCAAACUUCAGUGAAAAAACACUAUCAGCGACCAGAAGUGAAAGAUCAGGAUCACCUGCAUUCAGCUCUGUGUCUGUGAAGAGUGAUCAUUCUCAAGAUGACAGACCAAACUUCAGUGAAAAAACACCAUCAGCGAACAGAAGGAACCAGUGGCCGAGUACAGUAGUAAAUAUUGGUUUAGAAAUGACUCGAUGGAAAACACUUAAGAAGCAGAAGGGAAUAAAGAGUGAUGAAGAACUGGCAUCUUUUCUUCUAAACAUGAUUCAGAUUGAGUCAUCAAAUGCAGAAUUAAAAAUGUACAGGGUCCGCAAGGAUUUCAGAGAACACCUUCUCUGGAUAUUUCAGGACCUUGAGAACAAAAUAAUCACUUUUCUGAAAAAUGAGCUGGAAAGAUUUAAGAAGAUAUUGAAAAAAGAAAACACACAAUACUUUGUGAAGGACCUUAAGGACGAUAGAAACAACAUCAGGGAAGCAGCUCUUGAUAUCACACUCUACUUUCUGAGAAGUAUGAAACAAGAUAAACUUGCUGAUGUUCUGGAAGAUGAGCUUGUCUUCAUUCAUCAACGACAACUGAAAUCAAACCUGAAGAAGAAGUAUCAAUGUGUAUUUGAAGGGAUUGCAAAGCAGGGUGACUCCACACUUCUGAAUAAGAUCUACACAGAUCUGUAUAUCACUCAGGGUGGAGGUGAACAGGUGAAUACUCAGCACGAGAUAAGACAGAUCGAGGCCGCCUCAAAACGACUAGAAUCACCAGAGAUACAGAUUGAAUGCACAAAUUUAUUUCAGCAACCUGGAGAAGACCAAACCAUCAGAACUGUAGUAACGAAAGGAGUCGCUGGCAUUGGAAAAUCUGUCUCGGUGCAAAAGUUUGUUCUGGACUGGACUGAAGAAAAAGAAAAUAAGGAUAUCAGCUUUAUAUUUCCAGUACCUUUCCGAGAGAUGAACUUAAAAGAAAAACAAACACUGAGUUUAAGGGACCUUAUAAAUCACUUUUUCCCAGAGAUAAAAGGACUAAACCUUACAAGAAAUAACAAGUUUAAAAUCCUGUUCAUCUUUGAUGGAUUGGAUGAAUGUCGUCUUCCUCUGAAGUUUUCGGGUAAUGAGACAUGGAGUGAUAUCACAACACCUGCUCCUCUGGAUGUUCUCCUAACAAACCUCAUCAAAGGAAAUCUGCUUCCUUCUGCUCUCAUCUGGAUAACCACCAGACCAGCAGCAGCCGGUAAGAUUCCUCCUGACUGUAUCGACCGGGUGACAGAGGUACGAGGAUUCAAUGACGCACAGAAGGAAGAGUACUUCAGAAAAAGAUUCUCAGAUGAGAAUAUGGCCGACGCAAUCAUUGAUCAUGUAAAAAAAUCUAAGAGUCUCUAUAUCAUGUGUCACAUCCCAGUCUUCUGCUGGAUUUCAGCCACCGUCCUCCAGAACAUUCUAGAGAAGAAAAACAAUCAACAGUCUGACGACACGACCAGAACACUUCAGGAAUCAAACACUGAUGAAACUCCUAGAACUCUGACACAGAUGUACACACAUUUCUUUCGCUUUCAAAUACAACAGAGCAGAAGAAAGUAUGAUGGAGAACACUCGCCAGAUAUCUCCUGGGAUAGAGACGCUAUCUUGUCACUGGGCAAACUGGCAUUUCAACAGCUGGAAAGAAACAACCUGAUCUUCUAUGCAUCAGACCUGGAGGCCUGUGGCAUUGAGGUCUCUAAAGCAUCCGUGUACUCAGGGAUGUGUACUCAGAUCUUUAAACAGGAGACAGGGAUCAUUCUGGGGACCAUGUACUGCUUUGUUCACAUGAGCAUUCAGGAGUUCAUCGCAUCUCUGUAUGCACAUCUGUUUCUGGACACCACAAAGACAAGUGCAUUUGUUCAAGAGCACACAGAAGUAGAAAACAACAGCGAAACAAUGAUUGGUUUACUGAAGACUGCUGUUGAUAAAGCACUUGAGAGUGAGAAUGGACACUUGGACCUUUUCCUUCGCUUUCUUCUCGGUCUUUCACUGGACUCAAAUCGACCGCUCUUACAAGGUCUGUUGACACAGCAAGACAGCAAUGAGCAGACCUACAAGGAAAUAGUUGCGUACAUCAAGCAGAAGUUUGAUGAAAACUCCUCUCCAGAGAGAUCCAUCAAUCUGUUUUACUGUCUGAAUGAACUGAAUGAUCAAUCUCUGGUACAAGAGGUUCAGAAGCACCUUAGAGAAGGAAGUCUGUCAUCUGCUGAUCUCUCACCUGCUCAGUGGUCUGCUCUGGUCUUUGUGUUGUUGACCUCAGAUGAGGAACUGGAGGACUUUGAGCUUCAGAAAUUCAAGAAAUCAGAUGAAUGUCUCAUUAGACUGUGGCCAGUGGUCAAAGCCUCCAAAAGAGCUCUGCUAAAUGAUUGUAACUUAUCAGACAAAUGCUGUUCAGCUCUGGCUAAUGUUGUGGGAUCUGAAAGCAGUCUGAAAGAGCUCAAUGUGAACAAUAAUAAUCUGAAGGAUUCAGGAGUCAAACUGCUCUAUGCCGUACUAGAGAAAACAAAGAGUAAACUAGAGAUACUGAGGCUCAGUAAGUGUGAUCUUACCGAUGAAAGUUGUUCAGCUUUGACUUCAGUUCUCAGUUCAGACAGCAGCAGUCUGCUGGAGCUUGAUCUGAGUAACAAUAAUCUAAAGGAUUCAGGAGUGAAGCUGCUCUCUGAUGGACUGAAGAAUCCAAACUGUAAACUGAAGAUAUUAAAUCUGUCUGAGUGCAGUAUAACAGAAGGAGGUUAUGUUGCUCUGUCUGAAGCUGUGAGAUCAAACCCUUCACAUCUGAUAGAGCUGGAUCUCACUGGAAAUGAUCCUGGACCAUCAGGAGUCAAACUCAUCUAUGAUUUAAUACAAGACACAAACUGUGCACUGAACGCUGUGAGGUUUUUGAAAAGUUCUUCUGCAGUGAAAGCAGUUGAGUAUCUGAAGAAAACUCUUGAUAUAAAUCCUUUACUCGAGAGAGAAGUGAAUCUGAGUAAUCGUGUACUAAACGACUCAAGAGUGAAACAGAUCUGUGAUCUACUGCAGGAUAAACACUGUAAACUCAACACACUCAUGUUGAGUUCUUGUAGUAUUACAGCAGAAGGUUGUGCUGCUCUCACAGAAGCUUUAAAUGUGAAUCCAUCACAUGUGAAAGAACUGAAUCUGAGUGGAAAUACAUUUGGAGACUCAGGAAUCAAGAACAUCUCUGAUCUGAUCAAGAACUCACAGUGUACACUGAAGAAACUCAAACUGUCUGAGUGCAGUAUAACAGAAGAAGGUUAUGUUGCUCUGUCUGAAGCUGUGAGAUCAAACCCUUCACAUCUGAUAGAGCUGGAUCUCACUGGAAAUGAUCCUGGACCAUCAGGAGUCAAACGCAUCUAUGAUUUAAUACAAGAUACAAACUGUGCAAUGGAGACUGUGAGAUUCUUGAACAGUUCUGAUGCAGAAGCAGCUUGUGUUUCUCUGACUGAUGUUCUGGGUGUGAAUCCAUUACUGCUGAAAGAACUGAAUCUGAGUGACAAUAAACUGAGAGAUCUGGAUGGAGAGAAACUCUCGGCUCUAUUGAUGGACUCUCAUAGUAAAGUGAAGAAAAUCAUAUUGAAUAAGUGUAAGCUGACAGAGAAACAGUGUUCAGCUGUAGCGUCUGUUCUCUCCUGUAAAACCCUCGUGAGAGAGAUGAAUCUGAACAACAGUCGUCUGCUGGAUUCAGGACUCAAACACAUCUGUGAGGGACUGAAGAAUCCUCAGUGUCAACUCCAGAUACUCAAUCUUUCUGAGUGCAGUAUAACAGAAGGAGGUUACAGAUGUUUGUCUGAAGCUGUGAGAUCAAACCCUUCACAUCUGAUAGAGCUGGAUCUCACUGGAAAUGAUCCUGGACCAUCAGGAGUCAAACUCAUUUAUGAUUUAAUACAAGACACAAACUGUGCACUGAACACUGUGAGGUUUUUGAAAAGUUCUUCUGCAGUUGAAGCCUUUGAGUAUCUGAAGACUCUUCAUAUAAAUCCUUUACUCCAGAGAGAAAUGAAUCUGAAGGAUCAUAAACUAGAUGAGUCAAGAGUGAAACAGAUCUGUGAUCUACUGCAGGAUACACACUGUAAACUCAAAACACUCACAUUGAGGGAUUGUGGUCUAACAGAAGAAAGUUGUUCAUCUUUAGCUUCAGUUUUAAGAUCAAACUCCAGUGUGACAGAACUCAACAUGAGUAACAAUAAUCUACUGGAUUCAGGAGUGAAAAAACUACAGAAAGGACUAGAACAUACCAACUGCAAACUGAAGAAACUCAGUCUGUCCGAGUGCAGUAUAACAGAAGGAGGUUAUGUUGCUCUGUCUGAAGCUGUGAGAUCAAACCCUUCACAUCUGAUAGAGCUGGAUCUCACUGGAAAUGAUCCUGGACCAUCAGGAGUCAAACUCAUCUAUGAUUUAAUACAAGACACAAACUGUGCACUGAACACUGUGAGGUUUUUGAAAAGUUCUUCUGCUGUGGAAGCCUUUGAGUAUCUGAAGACUCUUGAUAUAAAUCCUUUACUCCAGAGAGAAGUGAAUCUGAAGGAUCAUAAACUAGACGAGUCAAGAGUGAAACAGAUCUGUGAUCUACUGCAGGAUAAACACUGUAAACUCAACACACUCAUACUGAAGAAUUGUGGUCUAACAGAAGAACGUUGUUCAUCUUUAGCUUCAGUUUUAAGUUCAAACUUCAGUGUGACAGAACUUGACAUGAGCAACAAUAAACUACUGGAUUCAGGAGUAAAGAAACUACAGAAAGGACUUGAACAUACCAACUGUAAACUGAAGAAACUCAGAUUGUCUGAGUGCAGUAUAACAGAAGGAGGUUACAGAUAUUUGUCUGAAGCUGUGAGAUCAAACCCUUCACAUCUGAUAGAGCUGGAUCUCACUGGAAAUGAUCCUGGACCAUCAGGAGUCAAACUCAUCUAUGAUUUAAUACAAGACACAAACUGUGCUCUGAACACUGUGAGAUUUUUGAGAAAUCUCUCUGCAAUGGAAGCUGUUGAGUAUCUGAUGAAGACUUUUGGUAUAAAUGCUUUACUCCAGAGAGAAGUGAAUCUGAAGGAUCAUAAACUAGACGAGUCAAGAGUGAAACAGAUCUCUGAUCUACUGCAGGAUAAACACUGUAGACUCAACACACUCAUGUUGAGUUCUUGUAGUAUUACAGCAGAAGGUUGUGCUGCUCUCACAGAAGCUUUAAAUGUGAAUCCAUCACAUGUGAAAGAACUGAAUCUGAGUGGAAAUACAUUUGGAGACUCAGGAAUCAAGAACAUCUCUGAUCUGAUGAAGAACUCACACUGUACACUGGAGAAACUCAAGCUGAGUUGCAUCAGUGUUACAGCAGAAGGUUGUGCUGCUCUGGCUUCAGCUUUUAUAUCCAAUCCUUCACAUCUAAGAGAGCUGGAUCUGUGUGAAAACAAACUGGAAGAUUCAGGAAUAAAAGAAAUCUCCACUUUCCUCAGAUAUUCAUAUUGCAGACUGGAGAAUCUGAGAUUGUCUGAGUGCAGUAUAACAGAAGAAGGUUACAGAUGUGUGUCUGAAGCUGUGAGAUCAAACCCUUCACAUCUGAUAGAGCUGGAUCUCACUGGAAAUGAUCCUGGACCAUCAGGAGUCAAACUCAUUUAUGAUUUAAUACAAGACACAAACUGUGAACUGAACACUGUGAGAUUCUUGAAGAGUCCUGAUGCAGAAGCAGCUUGUGUUUCUCUGACUGAUGUUCUGGGUGUGAAUCCAUUACUGCUGAAAGAACUGAAUCUGAGUGACAAUAAACUGAGAGAUCUGGAUGGAGAGAAACUCUCGGCUCUAUUGAUGGACUCUCAUAGUAAAGUGGAGAAAAUCAUAUUGAAUAAGUGUGAGCUGACAGAGAAACAGUGUUCAGCUGUAGCGUCUGUUCUCUCCUGUAAAACCCUCGUGAGAGAGAUGAAUCUGAACAACAGUCGUCUGCUGGAUUCAGGACUCAAACACAUCUGUGAGGGACUGAAGAAUCCUCAGUGUCAUCUAAACAUACUCAAUCUGUCUGAGUGCAGUAUAACAGAAGAAGGUUACAGAUGUUUGUCUGAAGCUGUGAGAUCAAACCCUUCACAUCUGAUAGAGCUGGAUCUCACUGGAAAUGAUCCUGGACCAUCAGGAGUCAAACUCAUCUAUGAUUUAAUACAAGACACAAACUGUGCACUGAACACUGUGAGCUUGUUGAAAAGUCCCACGGCACAGAAACUCUGUGAUCGUCUAACCCCUGUUCUUGGACAAAGCCCCUUGCUUCUGAGAGAGAUGGAUCUGAGCAAACAUAUUAAUGGGGAUUCAGAUGUUAAAAGUCUUUCUGAUCUGAUGGCUGAUUCACACUGCAAACUUCAGAUUUUAAAGCUAAAUGAAAGCAACAUUACAAGAGAAGGUUAUGCUGCGCUGGCUUCAGCUUUUAUUUUAAAUCCUUCAAAUCUGAGACAACUGGAUCUGAGUAAGAAUGAACUUGGAGACCCAGCAGUGAAGAAGAUCUGCACUCUACUAGAACAUAAGGACUGCAAACUAGAAAAGCUAAUGUUGAAUAAUUGCAGUUUAACAGAGAAUGACUGUGAUGCUUUGAGUUCAGCUCUUAAUUCAAACCCUUCACACUUAAAAGAGCUGGAGCUGAGUGAAAAUAAAGUAGGAGACUCUGGAGUCAAUCAUCUGUGUUCAUUGUUACAGAAUUCACUCUGCAAACUGACAAAACUAAAGGUCCGUAACUGUGAGCUAACUGAGAAAAGCUGCUCAUCUCUCAGUGCUGUUCUUAGUUCAGAAAACACCAGUUUAAUAGAGUUGGACAUGAGCAUCAAUCACCUGCGAGAUUCAGGGACAAAUCAUCUCUGUACAGCACUGGAGAAUCCACAAUGUGAACUACAGAUACUGAGUGUGUCUGAGUGCAGUAUAACAGAAGGAGGUUAUGUUGCUCUGUCUAAAGCUGUGAGAUCAAACCCUUCACAUCUGAUAGAGCUGGAUCUCACUGGAAAUGAUCCUGGACCAUCAGGAGUCAAACUCAUCUAUGAUUUAAUACAAGACACAAACUGUGCACUGAACACUGUGAGAUUUGUGAAGAGUCCUGAUGCAGAAGCAGCUUGUGUUUAUCUGACUGAUGUUCUGGGUGUGAAUCCAUUACUGCUGAAAGAACUGAAUCUGAGUGACAAUAAACUGAGAGAUCUGGAUGGAGAGAAACUCUCGGCUCUAUUGAUGGACUCUCAUAGUAAAGUGGAGAAAAUCAUAUUGAAUAAGUGUGAGCUGACAGAGAAACAGUGUUCAGCUGUAGCGUCUGUUCUCUCCUGUAAAACCCUCGUGAGAGAGAUGAAUCUGAACAACAGUCGUCUGCUGGAUUCAGGACUCAAACACAUCUGUGAGGGACUGAAGAAUCCUCAGUGUCAACUCCACAUACUCAAAUUGUCUGAGUGCAGUAUAACAGAAGGAGGUUAUGUUGCUCUGUCUGAAGCUGUGAGAUCAAACCCUUCACAUCUGAUAGAGCUGGAUCUCACUGGAAAUGAUCCUGGACCAUCAGGAGGCAAACUCUUGUAUGAUUUAAUACAAGACACAAACUGUGCACUGAACACUGUGAGGUUCUUGAAAAGUUCUUCUGCUGUGGAAGCCUUUGACUAUCUGAAGACUCUUGAUAUAAACGCUUUACUCCAGAGAGAAGUGAAUCUGAGUAACCAUGAACUAGACGAGUCAAGAGUGAAACAGAUCUGUGAUCUACUGCAGGAUAAACACUGUAGACUCAACACACUCAUACUGAGGGAUUGUGGUCUAACAGAAGAAAGUUGUCCAUCUUUAGCUUCAGUUUUAAGAUCAAACUCUAGUGUGACAGAACUCAACAUGAGUAACAAUAAUCUACUGGAUUCAGGAGUGAAGAAACUACAGGAAGGACUUGAACAUACCAACUGUAAACUGAAGAAACUCAGAUUGUCUGAGUGCAGUAUAACAGAAGGAGGUUAUGUUGCUCUGUCUGAAGCUGUGAGAUCAAACCCUUCACAUCUGAUAGAGCUGGAUCUCACUGGAAAUGAUCCUGGACCAUCAGGAGUCAAACUCAUCUAUGAUUUAAUACAAGACACAAAAUGCAAACUGAACACUGUGAGGUUCUUGAAAAGUUCUUCUGCAGCAAAAGGCUUUAAGUAUCUGAAGACUCUUGAUAUAAAUCCUUUACUCCAGAGAGAAGUGAAUCUGAGCGAUCAUGAACUAGACGAGUCAAGAGUGAAACAGAUCUGUGAUCUACUGCAGGAUAAACACUGUAGACUCAACACACUCACGUUGAGUUCUUGUAGUAUUACAGCAGAAGGUUGUGCUGCUCUCACAGAAGCUUUAAAUGUGAAUCCAUCACAUGUGAAAGAACUGAAUCUGAGUGGAAAUACAUUUGGAGACUCAGGAAUCAAGAAGAUCUCUGAUCUGAUGAAGAACUCACAGUGUACACUGAAGAAACUCAAUCUCUCUGAGUGCAGUAUAACAGAAGGAGGUUAUGUUGCUCUGUCUAAAGCUGUGAGAUCAAACCCUUCACAUCUGAUAGAGCUGGAUCUCACUGGAAAUGAUCCUGGACCAUCAGGAGUCAAACUCAUCUAUGAUUUAAUACAAGACGCAAACUGUAAACUGAACACUGUGAGAUUCUUGAAGAGUCCUGAUGCAGAAGCAGCUUGUGUUUCUCUGACUGAUGUUCUGGGUGUGAAUCCAUUACUGCUGAAAGAACUGAAUCUGAGUGACAAUAAACUGAGAGAUCUGGAUGGAGAGAAACUCUCGGCUCUAUUGAUGGACUCUCAUAGUACAGUGGAGAAAAUCAUAAUGAAUGAGUGUGAGCUGACAGAGAAACAGUGUUCAGCUGUAGCGUCUGUUCUCUCCUGUAAAACCCUCGUGAGAGAGAUGAAUCUGAACAACAGUCGUCUGCUGGAUUCAGGACUCAGACACAUCUGUGAGGGACUGAAGAAUCCUCAGUGUCAUCUCCACAUACUCAAUUUGAAUAAGUGUGAUCUUACAGAAGAAAUGUGUUCAGCUUUGACUUCAGUUCUCAGUUCAGACAGCAGCAGUCUGCUGGAGCUUGAUCUGAGUAACAAUAAUCUACAGGAUUCAGGAGUGAAGCUGAUCUCUGAUGGACUGAAGAAUCCAAACUGUAAACUACACAUACUCAGUCUGUCUGAGUGCAGUAUAACAGAAGAAGGUUACAGAUGUUUGUCUGAAGCUGUGAGAUCAAACCCUUCACAUCUGAUAGAGCUGGAUCUCACUGGAAAUGAUCCUGGACCAUCAGGAGUCAAACUCAUCUAUGAUUUAAUACAAGACACAAACUGUGAACUGAACACUGUGAGAUUCUUGAAGAGUGAUGAUGCAGAAGCAGCUUGUGUUUAUCUGACUGAUGUUCUGGGUGUGAAUCCAUUACUGCUGAAAGAACUGAAUCUGAGUGACAAUAAACUGAGAGAUCUGGAUGGAGAGAAACUCUCGGCUCUAUUGAUGGACUCUCAUAGUAAAGUGAAGAAAAUCAUAUUGAAUAACUGUGAGCUGACAGAGAAACAGUGUUCAGCUGUAGCGUCUGUUCUCUCCUGUAAAACCCUCGUGAGAGAGAUGAAUCUGAACAACAGUCGUCUGCUGGAUUCAGGACUCAAACACAUCUGUGAGGGACUGAAGAAUCCUCAGUGUCAUCUCCACAUACUCAAUUUGAAUAAGUGUGAUCUUACAGAAGAAAGUUGUUCAGCUUUGACUUCAGUUCUCAGUUCAGACAGCAGCAGUCUGCUGGAGCUUGAUCUGAGUAACAAUAAUCUACAGGAUUCAGGAGUGAAGCUUCUUUCUGAUGGACUGAAGAAUCAAAACUGUAAACUGAAGAUAUUAAAUCUGUCCGAGUGUAGUAUAACAGAAGGAGGUUAUGUUGCUCUGUCUGAAGCUGUGAGAUCAAACCCUUCACAUCUGAUAGAGCUGGAUCUCACUGGAAAUGAUCCUGGACCAUCAGGAGUCAAACUCAUCUAUGAUUUAAUACAAGACACAAACUGUAAACUGAACACUGUGAGAUUUGUGAAGAGUCCUGAUGCAGAAGCAGCUUGUGUUUAUCUGACUGAUGUUCUGGGUGUGAAUCCAUUACUGCUGAAAGAACUGAAUCUGAGUGACAAUAAACUGAGAGAUCUGGAUGGAGAGAAACUCUCGGCUCUAUUGAUGGACUCUCAUAGUAAAGUGAAGAAAAUCAUAUUGAAUAAGUGUGAGCUGACAGAGAAACAGUGUUCAGCUGUAGCGUCUGUUCUCUCCUGUAAAACCCUCGUGAGAGAGAUGAAUCUGAACAACAGUCGUCUGCUGGAUUCAGGACUCAAACACAUCUGUGAGGGACUGAAGAAUCCUCAGUGUCAUCUCCACAUACUCAAACUGUCUGAGUGCAGUAUAACAGAAGAAGGUUACAGAUGUUUGUCUGAAGCUGUGAGAUCAAACCCUUCACAUCUGAUAGAGCUGGAUCUCACUGGAAAUGAUCCUGGACCAUCAGGAGUCAAACUCAUCUAUGAUUUAAUACAAGACACAAACUGUGAACUGAACACUGUGAGGUUUUUGAAAAGUUCUUCUGCAGUUGAAGGCUUUGAGUAUCUGAAGACUCUUGAUAUAAAUCCUUUACUCCAGAGAGAAAUGAAUCUGAAGGAUCAUAAACUAGACGAGUCAAGAGUGAAACAGAUCUGUGAUCUACUGCAGGAUAAACACUGUAAACUCAACACACUCAUAUUGAGGGAUUGUGGUCUAACAGAAGAAAGUUGUUCAUCUUUAGCUUCAGUUUUAAGAUCAAACUCCAGUCUGACAGAACUUGACAUGAGCAACAAUAAACUACUGGAUUCAGGAGUGAAGAAACUACAGAAAGGACUUGAACAUACCAACUGUAAACUGAAGAAACUCAGUCUGUCCGAGUGCAGUUUAACAGAAGAAGGAUAUGUUGCUCUGUCUGAAGCUGUGAGAUCAAACCCUUCACAUCUGAUAGAGCUGGAUCUCACUGGAAAUGAUCCUGGACCAUCAGGAGUCAAACUCAUCUAUGAUUUAAUACAAGACACAAACUGUGCACUGAACACUGUGAGGUUCUUGAAAAGUUCUUCUGCUGUGGAAGCAUUUAAGUAUCUGAAGACUCUUGAUAUAAAUCCUUUACUCCAGAGAGAAAUGAAUCUGAGUAAUCGUGUACUAAAUGACUCAAGAGUGAAACAGAUCUGUGAUCUACUGCAGGAUAAACACUGUAAACUCAACACACUCAUAUUGAGAGAUUGUGGUUUUACAGCGGAAAACUGUACAGCUUUGGCUUCAGUUUUAAGAUCAAACUCCAGUGUGACAGAACUCAACAUGAACAACAAUAAUCUACUGGAUUCAGGAGUGAAGAAACUACAGAAAGGACUUGAACAUACCAACUGUAAACUGAAGAAACUCAGAUUGUCUGAGUGCAGUAUAACAGAAAGAGGUUAUGUUGCUCUGUCUGAAGCUGUGAGAUCAAACCCUUCACAUCUGAUAGAGCUGGAUCUCACUGGAAAUGAUCCUGGACCAUCAGGAGUCAAACUCAUCUAUCAUUUAAUACAAGACACAAAAUGUGCACUGUACACUGUGAGAUUUUUAGGAAAUCCCUCUGCAAUAGAAGCUGUUGAGUAUCUGAUGAAGACUCUUGAUAUAAAUCCUUUACUCCAGAGAGAAGUGAAUCUGAAGGAUCAUAAACUAGACGAGUCAAGAGUGAAACAGAUCUCUGAUCUUCUGCAGGAUAAACACUGUAAACUCAACACAAUCAUGUUGAGUUCUUGUAGUAUUACAGCAGAAGGUUGUGCUGCUCUCACAGAAGCUUUAAAUGUGAAUCCAUCUCAUGUGAAAGAACUGAAUCUGAGUGGAAAUACAUUUGGAGACUCAGGAAUCAAGAAGAUAUCUAAUCUGAUGAAGAACUCACAGUGUACACUGAAGAAACUCAAGCUGAGUAGCGUCUGUGUUACAGCAGAAGGUUGUGUUGCUCUGGCUUCAGCUUUUAGAUCAAAUCCUUCACAUCUAACAGAGCUGGAUCUGAGUGAAAACAAUCUGGAAGAUUCAGGAGUAAAGGAAAUCUCCACUCUCCUAAGAAAUUCAUAUUGCAGACUGAAGAAUCUGAGACUGUCCGGGUGCAGUAUAGCAGAAGGAGGUUACAGAUGUUUGUCUGAAGCUGUGAGAUCAAACCCUUCACAUCUGAUAGAGCUGGAUCUCACUGGAAAUGAUCCUGGACCAUCAGGAGUCAAACUCAUCUAUGAUUUAAUACAAGACACAAACUGUGCACUGAACACUGUGAGAUUCUUGAAGAGUCCGGAUGCAGAAGCAGCUUGUGUUUAUCUGACUGAUGUUCUGGGUGUGAAUCCAUUACUGCUGAAAGAACUGAAUCUGAGUGACAAUAAACUGAGAGAUCUGGAUGGAGAGAAACUCUCGGCUCUAUUGAUGGACUCUCAUAGUAAAGUGAAGAAAAUCAUAUUGAAUAAGUGUGAGCUGACAGAGAAACAGUGUUCAGCUGUAGCGUCUGUUCUCUCCUGUAAAACCCUCGUGAGAGAGAUGAAUCUGAACAACAGUCGUCUGCUGGAUUCAGGACUCAAACACAUCUGUGAGGGAUUGAAGAAUCCUCAGUGUCAUCUCCACAUACUCAAUCUGUCCGAGUGCAGUAUAACAGAAGGAGGUUACAGAUGUUUGUCUGAAGCUGUGAGAUCAAACCCUUCACAUCUGAUAGAGCUGGAUCUCACUGGAAAUGAUCCUGGACCAUCAGGAGUCAAACGCAUCUAUGAUUUAAUACAAGACACAAACUGUGCACUGAACACUGUGAGAUUUUUGAAAAGUUCUUCUGCAGUGGAAGCUUUGAAUUAUUUAAGUAGAGUUCUUGGUUGUAAUGUUUUACUCCAGAGAGAACUGAAUCUGAGUAAUCGUAAACUCGACGAGUCAAGAGUGAAACAGAUCUGUGAUCUACUGCAGGAUAAACACUGUAAAAUCAAGAAACUGAUACUGAGGGAUUGUGGUCUAACAGAAGAAAGUUGUUCAUCUUUAGCUUCAGUUUUAAGCUCAAACUCUAGUCUGACAGAACUUGACAUGAACAACAAUAAACUACUGGAUUCAGGAGUGAAGAAACUACAGAAAGGACUAGAACAUACCAACUGUAAACUGAAGAAACUCAGUCUGUCUGAGUGCAGUAUAACAGAAGAAGGUUAUGUUGCUCUGUCUGAAGCUGUGAGAUCAAACCCUUCACAUCUGAUAGAGCUGGAUCUCACUGGAAAUGAUCCUGGACCAUCAGGAGUCCAACUCAUCUAUGAUUUAAUACAAGACACAAACUGUAAACUGAAGACUGUGAAAUUUUUGAGAAAUCGUUUUGCAUUUGAAGCCUCUGAGUAUCUGACUGGAUGUCUUGGUAUAAACGCUUUACUCCAGAGAAAACUGAAUCUGGUUAAACGUAAACUCGACGUGUCAAGAGUGAAACAGAUCUGUGAUCUACUGCAGGAUAAACACUGUAGACUCAACACACUCAAGUUUAAUUAUUGUAGUAUUACAGCAGAAGGUUGUGCUGCUCUCACAGAAGCUUUAAAUGUGAAUCCAUCACAUGUGAAAGAACUGAAUCUGAGUGGAAAUACAUUUGGAGACUCAGGAAUCAAGAAGAUCUCUGAUCUGAUGAAGAACUCACAGUGUACACUGAAGAAACUCAAUCUGUCUGAGUGCAGUAUAACAGAAGAAGGUUACAGAUGUUUGUAUGAAGCUGUGAGAUCAAACCCUUCACAUCUGAUAGAGCUGGAUCUCACUGGAAAUGAUCCUGGACCAUCAGGAGUCAAACUCAUCUAUGAUUUAAUACAAGACACAAACUGUGCACUGAAGACUUUGAGAUUCUUGAAGAGUGAUGAUGCAGAAGCAGCUUGUGUUUAUCUGACUGAUGUUCUGGGUUUGAAUCCAUUACUGCUGAAAGAACUGAAUCUGAGUGACAAUAAACUGAGAGAUCUGGAUGGAGAGAAACUCUCGGCUCUAUUGAUGGACUCUCAUAGUAAAGUGGAGAAAAUCAUAUUGAAUGAGUGUGAGCUGACAGAGAAACAGUGUUCAGCUGUAGCGUCUGUUCUCUCCUGUAAAACCCUCGUGAGAGAGAUGAAUCUGAACAACAGUCGUCUGCUGGAUUCAGGACUCAAACACAUCUGUGAGGGACUGAAGAAUCCUCAGUGUCAACUCCAGAUACUCAAUCUCUCUGAGUGCAGUAUAACAGAAGGAGGUUACAGAUGUUUGUAUGAAGCUGUGAGAUCAAACCCUUCACAUCUGAUAGAGCUGGAUCUCACUGGAAAUGAUCCUGGACCAUCAGGAGUCAAACUCAUCCAUGAUUUAAUACAAGACAAAAACUGUAAACUGAAGACUGUGAGGUUUUUGAAAAGUUCUUCUGCUGUGGAAGCCUUUGAGUAUCUGAUGAAGACUCUUGAUAUAAAUCCUUUACUCCAGAGAGAAGUGAAUCUGAGUCAUAAACUAGACGAGUCAAGAGUGAAACAGAUCUCUGAUCUACUGCAGGAUAAACACUGUAAACUCAACACACUCAUAUUGAGGGAUUGUGGUCUAACAGAAGAAAGUUGUUCAUCUUUAGCUUCAGUUUUAAGAUCAAACUCCAGUGUGACAGAACUCAACAUGAGUAACAAUAAUCUACUGGAUUCAGGAGUGAAGAAACUACAGAAAGGACUAGAACAUACCAACUGUAAACUGAAGAAACUCAGUCUGUCUGAGUGCAGUAUAACAGAAGAAGGUUACAGAUGUUUGUCUGAAGCUGUGAGAUCAAACCCUUCACAUCUGAUAGAGCUGGAUCUCACUGGAAAUGAUCCUGGACCAUCAGGAGUCAAACUCAUCUAUAAUUUAAUACAAGACACAAACUGUGCACUGAACACUGUGAGGUUUUUGAAAAGUUCUUCUGCUGUGGAAGGCUUUGAGUAUCUGAAGACUCUUCAUAUAAAUCCUUUACUCCAGAGAGAAAUGAAUCUGAAGGAUCAUAAACUAGACGAGUCAAGAGUGAAACAGAUCUGUGAUCUACUGCAGGAUAAACACUGUACACUCCACACACUGAGGUUGUCUGGAGGCAGUAUUACAAAGAAAUGCAUUGAUGAGCUGAUUUCAGCUCUGUGUUCAAACUGUUCACAUCUGAGACAUCUGAACCUGAGUAAAAAUGAACUAGGAACUUCAGGGGUUAAUAAACUCUCUGAUCUACUGAAAAAUCCACAAUGCACGCUGAAAACAUUAGUACUGUGUGAAUGCAGAAUAGAUACGAAACAGUUGGCCGUCCUGAUUCAAGCUCUGUGUUCAAACCCUUCACACCUGAGAGAACUUAACCUCAGUCAGAAUAAAAUCAAAGACGAUGGAGUCAAACAUUUAUGUGAUCUACUGAAACACUGUGAACUGAAGAAACUGGAGUUGUGUGGAUGCAGUCUUAUAGAGGAACAGUGUGCUCACCUGAUUUCAGCUCUGUGUUCAAACCCUUCACACCUGAAACACCUGAACCUCAGUGGAAAUAAACUAGGAACUUUAGGGGUUAAUAAACUCUCUGAUCUACUGAAAAAUCCACAAUGCAAACUGAAAACAUUAGUAUUGUGUGAAUGCAGAAUAGAUAAGAAACAGUUGGUCGUCCUGAUUCAAGCUCUGUGUUCAAACCCUUCACACCUGAGAGAACUGAACCUCAGUGAGAAUGAAAUCACAGACGAUGAAGUCAAACAUUUAUGUGAUCUACUGAAACACUGUGAACUGGAGAAACUGGAGUUGUGUGGAUGCAGUCUUACAGAGGACCAGUGUGCUCAACUGAUUUCAGCUCUGUGUUCAAACCCUUCACACCUGAAACAUCUGAACCUCAGUGGAAAUAAACCGGGACACUUAGGAGUCGAAGUCUUAUGUGAUCUCCUGAAACAUUCAAAAUGUAAACUGAAGAAACUGAAACUGAAUGACUGUAGCAUUACAGAUGUUUCAUGUUUGGCUGAGACACAAGCAGUGAGACGUUUAAAGGUUCUUGAUCUGAGCAAAAAUAAACUAGGAAACUCAGAGAAGCUGCGUGAGAUGCUAAAAGACUCUAACUGUAAACUGAGACUAAAGAGUCAAGGUUGGUUGUCAUGGGGCUUGUCUCUUGUGUCUGGAAAAUCAGCAGCACAUGGGGAUGAAUCAUCAUCAUCACAUGAGGAAGAUGAGGACACUUCAUCUCAAAAAAAUCACUAAAAGGAUCAAGCAGACGCUGGUCAGAGUUCCAGUGGUGAACAAUAUGACUGAUGUAAAUAAUAAAUAUUGUUCUAGUCUGUUCUAGUGUAUUUAUCUGCCUGUAAUAGAUGCAGGUUUCAUUUAUUUGAAGAAAAACACACGUAUAUUACAUUUGAUACAGAACAUAUAAUAUAAUGUAUAUACUUGUGUACAUUUGAUACAUUUGUGUUUUAGUGUCUCUGUUUGCUAAGUGUUGGCAGUUGUUGUUCAGUUGUUGUGAUGGUGUGUUGCGUUCCUUAUUAAGAUUCACGUGAUCUCAUCAUGUUGCCAUAUCUUAAUGAUACUGAGUACAUUUUAACAGUGGAAAAGAUAGUUUAACCUAAAACUGUAAUCUUCAUUUUAAUUAAAUUUAUCAGAAUUUUUUGCCGACAUGUAAUAGCAAACCUGCUUCACUUUUCUCUUAGAUUGCUUUAGUGUAACAUGAAAGAAGAAAGUCAAAGAAAGAUGUUCUUUAUUUUAUCCUUCAUAUGCUGUUUGGCUCAUUUGAGCAUUUUACACAUUGUUUUGGAAUAAAAAUUAAUCCUAAUAAAAAUUAAUGACUGAAUCUUCUA